AUGCGCGAGGCGCGUACGGAGAGCGAAGAGCCAUCUCUGCAAUGCCUGAUGCGAGUCAAAAAGGACAUCGCCGAAUUCAGAGCCCGACCGCCGUGCGGUGUCUUCAUCUUUCCGCAGGAAGACAACCUGACCAAGAUCCACGCCCUCGUCGUGGGCCCCUCUGACACGCCGUACGAUGGCGGGCUCUUCUACUUCUUCUUGAAGUGCCCCUCGACUUAUCCCGUGGAAUCGCCCAAGGUGCGCAUCAUGACGACGGACAACGGACGGGUCGAGUUCAACCCAAACCUCUACGCCAGCGGCAAGGUGUGCCUCAGCAUCCUCGGAACCUGGAUCGGACCACCGUGGAGCCCGGCGCAGACCAUCGAGAGCGUACUCGUCUCCAUCCAGUCGCUGCUCAACGAAAACCCUUUCACGAACGAGCCCGGCGCGGCAUUUUUGUCGCUGGUCAGCAAGUUCCUCGGCUACGAGAGCAACUACAAUGCGUCCCUGCAGCACGAGACCAUGAGAGUGGCAGUGUGUGACACUGUCGAAGCGUGCCUCAACGCCACUUCGCCUUGUCCACCAGUUCUGAGGGAGCAAGUCCUCAAAACUUUCUCGGAGUCGUACGAGAAGUACGAAAAGAUGGCCACGGAACGGCUAAACUUGACCGUAACUCCACUGCGUGAUCGAUUUUUUAACUAUCAAUGGAGUGUACUAUCGCGCUCAGUAUGA
This is a messenger RNA of Dermacentor silvarum, 711 nucleotides long. RefSeq names its product ubiquitin-conjugating enzyme E2 Z. Bases 1 to 711 code for a protein of 236 amino acids. Gene Ontology annotation, biological process: negative regulation of apoptotic process. Gene Ontology annotation, molecular function: cysteine-type endopeptidase inhibitor activity; ubiquitin conjugating enzyme activity. The transcript is spliced from 2 exons. NCBI's taxonomy places the organism in Eukaryota, Metazoa, Arthropoda, Arachnida, Ixodida, Ixodidae. The record is from RefSeq and is a predicted model, not a curated record. Gene Ontology annotation, cellular component: nucleus.